This is a messenger RNA of Lodderomyces orthopsilosis Co 90-125, 663 nucleotides long. It is a transcript of the gene RPL10, whose product is annotated as 60S ribosomal protein uL16. The record is from RefSeq and is a predicted model, not a curated record. NCBI's taxonomy places the organism in Eukaryota, Fungi, Ascomycota, Pichiomycetes, Serinales, Debaryomycetaceae. The transcript has a single exon. Gene Ontology annotation, biological process: translation; ribosomal large subunit assembly. Gene Ontology annotation, molecular function: structural constituent of ribosome. Gene Ontology annotation, cellular component: ribosome; cytosolic large ribosomal subunit. The coding region runs from base 1 to 663 and encodes 220 amino acids.
AUGGCUAGAAGACCAGCUAGAUGUUACAGAUACUGUAAAAACAAGCCAUACCCAAAGUCAAGAUACAACAGAGCUGUCCCAGACGCCAAGAUCAGAAUUUAUGACUUGGGUAGAAAGAAGGCUCCAGUUGACGAGUUCCCAUUGUGUGUCCACUUGGUCUCCAACGAGUUGGAACAAUUGUCAUCGGAAGCUUUGGAAGCUGCACGUAUCUGUGCUAACAAAUACAUCACCAAGGUUUCAGGUAGAGAUUCAUUCCACUUGAGAGUCAGAGUACACCCAUUCCACGUCUUGCGUAUCAACAAGAUGUUGUCAUGUGCCGGUGCAGAUAGAUUGCAACAAGGUAUGAGAGGUGCUUGGGGUAAACCACACGGUUUAGCCGCCAGAGUCUCCAUUGGACAAAUCAUCAUGUCUGCUAGAACUAAGGACUCCAACAAAGAUGUUGUCAUUGAAGGUUUGAGAAGAGCUAGAUACAAGUUCCCAGGUCAACAAAAGAUCAUCAUCUCAAAGAAAUGGGGUUUCACUCCAUUGAACAGAGAAGAAUAUGUUGCUAAGAAGAACAACGGUGAAGUUCUCGAUGACGGUGCUUACGUUAAAUUCUUGUCAAGAAAGGGUAACUUGGAAGAAAACUUGAGACAAUUCCCAUACUUCAAAUACAACGCUUAA